Messenger RNA from Gamsiella multidivaricata, 521 nucleotides. Its product is annotated as Spt4/RpoE2 zinc finger-domain-containing protein. NCBI's taxonomy places the organism in Eukaryota, Fungi, Mortierellomycota, Mortierellomycetes, Mortierellales, Mortierellaceae. Gene Ontology annotation, biological process: mRNA processing; regulation of transcription elongation by RNA polymerase II; positive regulation of DNA-templated transcription, elongation. Gene Ontology annotation, molecular function: zinc ion binding; RNA polymerase II complex binding. The record is from RefSeq and is a predicted model, not a curated record. Gene Ontology annotation, cellular component: DSIF complex; nucleus. Bases 60 to 410 code for a protein of 116 amino acids. The transcript is spliced from 5 exons.
GUCUCAUCUCACUCUCUUCUUAAUCUCCUCGAUCCCAUAUCAAUUUAAUUCGAUUCGACAUGUCGGGCAUCAUUCCUACGGACAAGAAGCAACUUAGAGCCUGUCUACUUUGCUCGCUUAUCAAGAAGCAAGAACAGUUUUUCAAGAAUGGAUGCGACAAUUGCGAAUCACUGCUGGAGAUGCGAGGGCACAUGGAUAGGGUCAUGGACUGUACCAGCCAGCACUACGAUGGUGCAAUUGCUGUGAUGCAGCCUUCAGAGAGCUGGGUCGCCAAGUGGCAGCGCAUCGAUAAAUUCGAAAAGGGCAUCUACGCAGUUCAGGUGCAAGGACGUUUGCCCGAGGAUAUUGAGGACGAUCUAGAAUCAAAGGGUAUCAAGUACCGACCAAGGGAUGGAUCGGCUAGAGAUUAAAUAGCUCAACUUGAAUCGCCUUAUUUCCUUGGAUCUUUGUCGCACCAUCAUCAGAAGCGUUUCACAAAAUCAAACAACACCCUGUACAAUAAAUCAUUCUCUCAGUCCUAG